Molecule: messenger RNA, 2327 nt
Organism: Notothenia coriiceps (black rockcod)
Lineage: Eukaryota; Metazoa; Chordata; Actinopteri; Perciformes; Nototheniidae
Product: metal transporter CNNM2-like
Exons: 6
Coding region: 5-883 (292 amino acids)
Molecular function (GO): 5'-nucleotidase activity
Source: RefSeq, a predicted model, not a curated record
CAGAAUGAGCAACGCUUGCUGCAGGACGUUAUUCGAGGAACUGCAGGGCCUGGACAUUUUCUUGGCAGAACUCUACAAACAUCUGGACAGCAGCAGUAAUGAGAGGCCGGACAUCAGCACUAUUCAGAGAAGAGUCAAGAAAGUGACCCACGACAUGGACAUGUGUUACGGCAUGAUGGGCAGUCUGUUCCGCAGCGGCUCCAGACAGACACUGUUCGCCUCCCAGGUGAUGCGUUACGCCGACCUGUACGCCGCCUCCUUCAUCAACCUGCUGUACUACCCCUUCAGCUACCUCUUCAGAGCCGCUCACGUGCUGGUGAGUGUCUGUGUGGAAAUGAAAAAAUACUUUUACAUUUCCUGGUUUAAAUCAAUUCUGUUCUCUCAUCACCUCCUCACAGAAAAUAAAUCUCCUCCGCGGCCGUUUGGACUCAACCACUCAGACUCCCUGAACAGAAGCGACCGUAUCGACGCCAUCACCCCGACGCUCGGCAGCAGCAACAACCAGCUCAACUCCUUCCUGCAGAUCUACGUACCCGACUACUCAGUCAGAGCGCGCACAGACCUGCAGUAUAUAAAGGUAACACGCCAGCAGUACCAGAACGCUGUAAUGGCGUCCCGGAUGGACAAAACGCCACAGUCAACAGACAGUGAGUUCACUAAGAUAGAGCUAACACUGACGGAGCUCCACGACGGAGUGGAGACACCCACCGUCGUUGUCACCAGCACCGCCAGCACCACCAGCACCACCAGCACCACCAGCACCACCCCUGCCGUGUCCGUAACCGUCGCCAAUGAGACGUCCCACCUGCUCAACCAACAGCAGCAGAACUGUGUGGGUCUCAACAGGAGUAACCACACCGCCCACAACGAGGGACCCAUCUAGCCCCCGCCGAGCCCGGUGGAGACCCAGACCCUCCACCCUGUCUCGUGGACACGCGCGGCAUUGUGGCGUAGGUGAUGAGGGAAAGUGGGGAAGUAGAGGCGGGUGGAGUGAGGGUUCUGCUCCAACCAGUAGCCCCCAGUCAGUCAGUGAGACCCUUUCAUGGAGGGACAAGUGGGGAGGACGGGUGCUGCGCCCCCUGAACGCCCCCUACCUGAACGCUGUCAGAAUCCCUGCUGUACUCACCCUCUCACAGGGGGUGCACUCAGAUAGUACCUGCGACUGAGCUUCUUUUUGGGACAAUCUGACACUUUCAUAGCGCUGACUAAAAGAUGACAGAGUGCAUGCGAACUCAGUUCCUAUGCCUGAAACACACAACAAAACGCAACACUCGCUGUAUUUUCUUCUCAGGCCAAAGACUUUGGUCCCCCCUUCUUACACUGGACACAGACUGUUUUGCUACACACACGUAUUCAAACAGUCACAAUCCCCAAACAAAGGCAACUCCCCCACCCGUGCAUCUUUCAGGGAGGCUCAGUCGACUGUUGAUUCCAUCAGCAAGGACUCAAACCCAAACAAGCAGAGAUUGGUCAAAGACUGAACCAAAAACCGCUUUGAAGGAAAACCGUUAAAAACCACGAACCAAGAAUGUUAUCCUGUAUUUAUUUAUUUUAUAAUAUUGUAUGUAUAUAUGUAUGCGUGGAGACAUGAUAUGACAUAAACUGGCAUAAGAGCAUGCACAAGCAUGUACACAAAGGUGUGCGCAGGGGCGCACGUGUCAUAUCAAAAAGGACAUGCUACAUAUAUGGAGACGAACAUCCAUUCAUGUAAAUGAGGAGGUGAGGGUCUUUUACAGAUACAGUAUGUAUAUUACAGAUCUUGUUAUUUUUACUAUUAUCCUAAAUCAGGCUUAUGGUACACUAUCUUUUUCACCUUUAAAAAAAUCACACUAUUGCCUUUAAGAGAAAUCAUAUAAUUAAUUAUUUUAACAAAGUGCAAUGAAAAGCAAUUUAUUUAAGAGAUGAUUAUGAAUUUUUUUAAAUCACUGUAUUAUAAAUUGACAGAUAUAUUUGUACUGUAUGUAUAUUUGUUUUUUUGAAAAAUGCUAAACUGCAGCCAUCCACAAGCAAAUUUGUCCUAGUCAGUCACUCUUUCUCCUCGUCUCUUUCAUGUUUCUGCAUCCUUUGACGUCACGUUCAUAUGGGAUUAAUGACGCCGACACUAUUCACCACAGUUUAAUGAAAUGGGGAGGGGGGGGGAAACGGAUAGGGUGUGAAAGUGCCAACACGGCACCUAUUUGUGGGAAGGUUGUGUCUUUUUUUUGCCAAUUUUACGCAUAAUCAAGCUUGAUAAUUGCACAGUAUUAAUGACCUCAUCUAACAUGUUGAGCAUCAUCAACGUCACAAAAAGUAACCUCGACAUUAAACAUGUCCAUGAAUGAUACAAA